AUGGAAAAAUAUUUUUCAACACUUGAUGGUCUACGCCACUUACAAAAUUCAUUCCAGCGCAUCGUGUUGCAGCCUCAACGUGCCGACGCUCUGCGUCGACAGCCUGUCAGCACCACGGCAGGCUGUGUCACCGAAAUCUUUCAUCCUUCAACGGCUGCCCGAUGGAUCCUCAUCACGGCCCGAGCACGUUCGCCUUAUGGCGCUUGUCUAUGGAUUCUACGAGUUCUCGUAGGACCCGUCGGUUCCUUGCAGGAUGUGCCGUGCAUCCGGAAGCUCGCUCUUGGUCGUGGUUUGACACUAUUCCUACCCUCUGCAGGGUUUAUGGCGUUCUGUAUUGAAUACAUCCUUGCAAGUGACAAUGUCGUUGACAGAGUUCGAAAUAUGGUGUAA
[Torrubiella] hemipterigena is the source of this 390-nucleotide messenger RNA. The record is from the annotation of a GenBank genome assembly. NCBI's taxonomy places the organism in Eukaryota, Fungi, Ascomycota, Sordariomycetes, Hypocreales, Clavicipitaceae.